Molecule: messenger RNA, 1054 nt
Organism: Asparagus officinalis (garden asparagus)
Lineage: Eukaryota; Viridiplantae; Streptophyta; Magnoliopsida; Asparagales; Asparagaceae
Exons: 5
Coding region: 23-853 (276 amino acids)
Source: RefSeq, a predicted model, not a curated record
UUCAAUUUUAUUGCAAUAAAAAAUGGCAUCGUAUGGAGUUGCUCUUCAUUUUAAUCACACGCCUUCUUCUAAAUAUUUAGCAACCAAAAGUAAUUUUCAGGCUAAGGCAGAGAAGACUGUUUCGUUCGUUACGACGGAGAAACAGAAGGAGGUGUCGCUUAAAGAAAUCGGAUUGCAAAGAAACAUAGAAUCCAACAUUAUAGCUUCCCUCGCGGUGCUCAUUAGAAGAGCACCCCGAGAAAUCUUGAAGCCGCCGGAUACAAAAACGAUACGUUGGGCGGAAAUUGUUAUUGACCAAGCUAUUAUCAACUGCAGAUUCUUUACGCUCAUUCCGGUUGUGGGAACGUUGGUUGGCUCAAUUUUGUGCUUUGUUGAGGGUUGUUUCCUGAUGCUAGAGUCUUACAUUGAGGGUUUUCACAUAGUAACUCAGAAUUUGGACCAUGGGAGGAUGGUGGAAAUGGUUAUUGAAGGCAUAGAUGUGUUCCUCGUAGGAACUGCUAUGCUUACCUUUGGACUAGGCUUGUACUCCAUGUUUAUAGGCUUAACGACAUCUAGUGGGCUUUUGGCCCGUGGAUCUAAUCGCUCUACUCUCUUUCAUCCAAAGAUGCUCUCCGGUUGCUCCAAUACGAACUCAAUCCCUCGGGCAAAGUCAAGAUUAGGGCACGCGGUUGUGAUGCUCUUGAAAGCAGGGGCGCUGGAAAAGUUCAAGAACGUGCCAUUGACAACGGGAUUAGAUCUCGCUUGUUUUGCUGGGGUCCUAAUUUUCUUAUCGGCGUCCAUGUUUCUCUUAUCACAGCUGCAUCGCGGUCCAGAGGAGAGAACCACGGUUGAGCCGAACCCGCAUACGGUUUAGCUUCAUAGAGAACAUCUGACCAUCCGAAUGUUUUAACGGUGCAAGGCCAUUGUUAAAGAGAGUAUGUAGAGUGGUGUAGAGAGUUGAUACACGCUCCAUUUAUUUAUUUAUUUAUUUAUUUUAAUUUCAAAAGGCUGAUCACAUUGGAAUCGGAGUAUUCAAGGGUGUAAAUGAAUGGGUUCACCAAUUAAACCAAGUAAA